Messenger RNA from Phlebotomus argentipes, 1131 nucleotides. It is a transcript of the gene Swip-1, whose product is annotated as EF-hand domain-containing protein D2 homolog. Bases 183 to 776 code for a protein of 197 amino acids. Gene Ontology annotation, molecular function: calcium ion binding. The record is from RefSeq and is a predicted model, not a curated record. The transcript is spliced from 3 exons. Lineage: Eukaryota; Metazoa; Arthropoda; Insecta; Diptera; Psychodidae.
CAUUCCUCAUCAGAGUGUCUCCCAGACGAAGCAAUGUGUGGGAUUAUCAGCAAAUUGCUCCAACUGUAGAAACCAACUCUUUGCGGUGUUUGUUUUCUGGGCAAAACCCUCGUGACGUUCGCAGAGUGUGUCUGGCAAAAACGUGUUUUGUGACUCGAAAAAGAAAAGUCCUUGGUGGGAAAAUGUCAGCCGACGCCGAGCUCAGUUCCAUCCUCAACAGGAGACAACAGAUAAACGAUGCCCUGGAGAAUGGCGAGAACGUUGAGAACACGUUCAGGAAUGUGAAGAGGAAUGUGUAUCAGGAGUUCCACGAGUUCUCCAGGAAGCAGAUAAAGGAGUACCAGGCCACAUUUAACAGAUACGAUGUGGGCCAAGAUGGAUACUUGGAUUUGGCGGAGCUGAAGAUUAUGAUGGAGAAAUUGGGCGCUCCGCAGACUCACCUGUCGCUGAAGAAGAUGAUCAGCGAGGUGGACGAGGACAAAGACGGCAAGAUCUCUUUUCGCGAGUUCCUCCUCAUCUACAGAAAGGCCAAGGCCGGAGAGCUGACUUCGGAGUCUGGUUUGGAGCAAUUGGCGCGCUUGACAGAGAUCAACGUGGACGAGGUGGGCGUGAAUGGCGCGAAGAACUUCUUCGAGGCGAAAAUCGAGGAGCAACUCAGGACAAACAAGUUCCACGAUGAGAUCCGACAGGAGCAGGAGGAGAAGAAGCGAGCGGAGCAGGAGAAGGUCCUGCGACGGGCGCAAUUUCAGCAGAAAGCGGCAAUUUUUAACAAUUAAACUUUAGCAAUGUCAUGAGUUGAUGUGCAUUUUACCAUGAGAAUUUGCGAUGCCAUUGAGUUUUUAGAGAUAGAUUUCUGUGAAAUUCUUCCCCAUUACUAUCAUUCAAGGCAAAAUAUGCUCGCGGUUACCAAAAACAAACACCCAAUUUUUUAACAAGUGUUCUGUCCACUCAAUUGAACUGAUAAGAAAACAUGUCAUGUCGUUUGCAGAUUUUUCCUUUAGGCAACUCUCUAAGUUUGCGUACUCUCUGUGUAACUUUUAACACUAUAGAAUGUAAAUAAUAGAGUGUCAACUUGGUGUACUCUCGAUGUACAGUUUGAUGUGUAAAUAAAAGAGAAAAUAGCUAAUUUUG